CAGGUGGUAAAUCCUGAUCCUGCCGUUGACUGUACACGGCCCAGAGCUCUUUGCUCUCCAUCGUAGUUUAUUUUUUAGCCCUUCCUCGGUAGCUGGCUUUUCCCCGAGCCGCCAUUACAGUCCGUCAGCUUAGUGCUUGGAAACCGGGACCAGGAUAAAAAUGAUUUAAAGAGUCAAAGUGACGGGCGAGGGACGGGACCGGGAGGGGGGGGUUCUUACUCUGUUACGUAUGGACCUGCCAACUAAGCGGCGCCCCAAAGAAGUAAAUAUGCGGCUGGGGUGGUCCAAGUGAAAGACGCCUGAGGUCGGAUUGAGUGGGUUUCUCUGGGCUGGGGGGGACUCGGGGAAGCUCUGUUUGUUUUGGACUGCGUUUGUGGAACUGUGGAGUGUAACCACGGCAAAGUGUACUGCUUGCUGUGUGAUCUCCUUGAGAGUGGCCGAACUGAGUGCCCCUCUGAACGACAGGAAGCCUCCCUCAGAGGCGGUGCGACGAUGACCGAGCUGGCUGCCAAGUGGGCCUGUGAAUACUGCACAUACGAGAACUGGCCGUCAGCCAUCAAGUGCACCAUGUGCCGCGCUCAGAGGCCCAGCGGGGGUGCCAUCAUUACUGAGGAGCCCUUCAAGAGCAGCCCUGCGCUGGAUGCCAGUUUGCACCAAUGGGACCCUGCAGGCCACAGCAACAGCCCAUCCCAAGGGGGCUCCAGCCUACUUAUUUGUCCAGACUCCAGUGCCCGACCCCGUGUCCGCAUUGCUGAUGCACCCGAGACCAGUACUAAGUGGUCCUGCCACAUGUGCACCUACCUGAACUGGCCCCGGGCUAUUCGCUGCACGCAGUGCCUGUGUCAGAGGCAGCAGUCUCAACAACAACACGGACAACAUCCACCCCAUCAUGGACAUCAUACUCAGAAACCACGCAGCCCCACAGAAUUACCCCAAACCUCAGGCUCUGGAUGCCGUCUUGCUCCUGCAGUCACCACUACAGACCCCUGUGAAGAAUAUAACGAUCGUAACAGGCUCAACACUCAUGCACAUCACUGGACGUGCAAUGCCUGUACUUAUGAAAACUGGGCUAAGGCACUUAAGUGCGUGGUGUGUGACCAUCCCAGGCCAAAUAGUCUGCUAACUGAACCCAUUCAACUGGCAUCAGAGCCCGAGAGCCAACAACCUUCCUCAAAACUUAAUGAACAGGACAGGGACAACAGGAGGGGAGUUGUUGGGCAUGCCGUUGGCCAAGGAGUUGGGAGUGUGGGAGGAGGGCUAGGGAGUUGUAGUAGCAGCCAGAGGAGGUCCCCUCCAACCUCGAAACAGGAGUCAGAGGUGAACAUGGAUUUUCAGAGGAUUGAACUGGCAUCAGGGGCUGGGAUCGGGAGCAGAGAGGAGCUGGAGGUGGAUUUCAAAAAACUGAAGCAGAUUAAGAACAGGAUGAGAAGGACUGAUUGGCUUUUUCUCAAUGCCUGUGUGGGUGUGGUGGAAGGCGACCUGGCGGCAAUAGAAGCCUACAAGUCCUCAGGAGGUGACAUUGCAAGACAGCUAACAUCAGAUGAGGUGCGCCUAUUAAAUCGCCCCUCCGCAUUUGAUGACGGCUUCACACUGGUUCACCUAGCCAUCCGCUUCCAGAGACAGGACAUGCUGGCUGUGUUACUUGAGGAGGUCUCCCAACAAGCAGCCAAAUGUAUUCCAGCCAUGGUGUGUCCCGAGUUAACGGAGCAAAUCCGCCGUGAGGUAGCAGCCUCUCUUCACCAGCGUAAAGGAGACUUCACCUGCUAUUUCCUCACUGACUUGGUGACCUUCACCCUGCCUGCAGAUAUUGAGGAUUUACCUCCAGCAGUUCAGGAAAAACUGUUUGAUGAAGUACUGGACCGAGAUGUGCAGAAAGAACUCGAAGAGGAGUCUCCCAUAAUCAACUGGUCCUUGGAGCUGGGCAGUAGGUUGGACAGUCGGCUGUAUGCGCUGUGGAACCGCACAGCUGGCGACUGCCUGCUCGACUCUGUGCUGCAGGCCACGUGGGGCAUCUAUGACAAGGACUCAGUCCUUCGCAAGACCCUCCACGACAGCCUGCAUGACUGUUCUCACUGGUUUUACACGCGCUGGAAGGAGUGGGAAUCGUGGUAUUCCCAAAGCUUCGGCUUGCACUUUUCUCUACGGGAAGAACAGUGGCAGGAAGACUGGGCGUUCAUUCUCUCCCUGGCUAGUCAGCCUGGAUCCAGCUUGGAGCAGACACACAUUUUUGUUCUUGCACACAUACUUCGAAGGCCCAUUAUUGUCUAUGGAGUGAAGUAUUACAAAAGUUUCCGUGGUGAAACACUCGGGUACACACGGUUUCAAGGUGUGUACCUGCCACUUUUGUGGGAGCAGAGCUUCUGCUGGAAGAGCCCCAUAGCACUGGGCUACACACGGGGCCACUUCUCAGCACUGGUGGCCAUGGAAAACGAUGGUUUUGACAAUCGUGGCGCAGGCGCCAACCUCAACACGGACGAUGACGUGACAGUGACAUUCCUGCCACUGGUCGACAGCGAGAGGAAACUGCUUCACAUUCACUUCCUCUCAGCGCAGGAAAUGGGUAAUGAAGAGCAACAGGAGAAGCUGCUGCGGGAGUGGAUGGACUGCUGUGUGACGGAGGGAGGCGUUCUGGUAGCUCUUCAAAAAAGCUCCCGCCGCCGCAACCACCCACUCGUCACACAGAUGGUGGAGAAGUGGCUGGACGGAUACCGGCAGAUAAGACCAUGCGCCUCUUUGUCCGACGGCGAAGAGGAGGAAGACGAUGACGACGAGUGAUGGAGUUUAUGCGGGAAGCAUCGGGCUGUGGCGUCAGGGGGCAGGACUCCUCCUCCCUUUGCAGUGUUCUUUUAAAUUUUAAUUUGCUGACACGGACAACUGUGAAAGCCGUCAGGAGAGGAUCAGCAACCAUGAAGCCCUACUCCACUUUCACCUCCGACAGAAGACGCUCUUACAGCACAUGGACAUAAACCUUCAUUAAGCACUUCACAGUUGACACCAGAGGCUGAUAGACUCCACUGCUGUGAAACUCGUUUGUGGAGAAAAGGUUUACAAAUGCAAAGGCUCCUCUGAUUUGUUUUGAGUUUCAAACAUAAAAGGAAAAAAGGAAUCUUUAUCCAUAGCUGUAAAUGCAUGUGGUUGUUAAAAAAAGAAUAAGGACAUAUACCAGCAUUAAUUGAAAUCAACACUUUAUAUCUGUUCAGUAUGGGCACUGAUAAAAAGCACACUUCCAAAUUGAUCUUUUUGAUGUUGUUGUUUUUGAAUGGACAGGGACAAAGCCAAUGAAUUAUUACCUUUAGAAAAACAGAGAUUGUGUAAUAAUAAAUUACUUUAAUCCUUAUUACUAAGCACUGCACAUUUAUGAAAACAUUUCUAUAUAAAUACAGUAUCAUUGCUUGAAUUGAGGUCAUAUAUGAAGCUUUUGAAAAGGGGAUGUUCCCUUUACAAGUCAAACCUACACUCACCAAGGUUUAGCACACAAACAUUUAUGUUGGUAUUUGGUUUACCUUUUUAUAGACUGACUGAACUGAGAAGGUGUGUGUGUUUGUGUGUGUGUGCUUUCUUCUCUAAACCUACUCUACAUAUUUAUUGUUUGGAAACUUAUUUGAGCUUAAAAGAGCUUUCUGUAUAUUUUUUCCCUUUUUGUGGUUUUGUUAAUUAUUCACUCAAGUUUGAUGAAGACAUGUUGCACAGAAACACUGUUGUUAUGAGGAAAACCAACCGUAACCAUCAGUGAAAAGUUUACUUAUUUUGUUGCAUGUGAUUUUAGUACCUCAUCUGGAUGCCUGGUGUGGGAAUGAAGCGCGUUUAUUGUCGACAUUAAUCCUAAGUAACACUUGUGUCGUUGAUGUCCCUUACUUCCUCUGUCCUUUUCCCAUCUGUUUCACGGUCACCCUCAUGGUACAUUUCAGUUUACCUUCUCUGCAAUGUCUGUUUGUUUCCAUUUUGUGAAACUAUCUUUAGUUUUUUUUUGAUUAAGUUAAGUUGUGAGAGACAUAUAAACCAACAUAUUAAACCAAAGCUGACAGAAAAAGGAAAAAUAAGAGUUGUUUUGCUGUGAAUGUUUGCAUUUUGUUUCUUCCUGCCAUUGCGUACUGUAACCUCUUUCGUGUUCAUCUGAGUCAUACACGUUUUGAGCAUCACUUAAUAUGUUGCUUUGUAUUUAUGCAAUAGUUGCAGUUGUAACUAUGAUGGUUUGUGGAUUUAGACCUGACUUCACUAUACAGAGUGUAAUGCAAAGAAAAGGCAAAAUAUGGAAAAAAAUAAAGGAAAAUGUUUUUGAAUGUCAAAAUCAAA
This is a messenger RNA of Betta splendens (Siamese fighting fish), 4293 nucleotides long. RefSeq names its product zinc finger, RAN-binding domain containing 1b (gene zranb1b). The coding region runs from base 493 to 2775 and encodes 760 amino acids. The transcript has 10 exons. Gene Ontology annotation, cellular component: cytoplasm; nucleus. Gene Ontology annotation, biological process: positive regulation of Wnt signaling pathway; cell migration; protein K33-linked deubiquitination. Gene Ontology annotation, molecular function: K63-linked polyubiquitin modification-dependent protein binding; cysteine-type deubiquitinase activity. The record is from RefSeq and is a predicted model, not a curated record. NCBI's taxonomy places the organism in Eukaryota, Metazoa, Chordata, Actinopteri, Anabantiformes, Osphronemidae.